This is a messenger RNA of Coregonus clupeaformis (lake whitefish), 296 nucleotides long. RefSeq names its product protein jagunal homolog 1-B-like. The coding region runs from base 21 to 296 and encodes 91 amino acids. Gene Ontology annotation, biological process: endoplasmic reticulum organization; vesicle-mediated transport; granulocyte colony-stimulating factor signaling pathway. The record is from RefSeq and is a predicted model, not a curated record. Lineage: Eukaryota; Metazoa; Chordata; Actinopteri; Salmoniformes; Salmonidae. The transcript has a single exon. Gene Ontology annotation, cellular component: endoplasmic reticulum membrane.
UCUGCCCUUUUUAUGUGCACAUGAUCUGGCUCCUCUUAGCUGCCCAGGUGACGGUGACCCAGCUGAACCUGGUGUCCCACAGCGUGGUGGCUGCUCCCUACCAGUGGGAGUACCCCUACCUGCUCAGUAUCAUCCCCUCCCUCUUCAGCUUCAUGGCCCUGCCCAAAAACAACAUCAGCUACCUGGUGAUCUCCAUGAUCAGUGCUGGGCUCUUCUGCAUAGCGCCGCUCAUCUACGGGGGUGUGGAGAUGUUCCCGGUUGUGAAUCAAAUGUUUUUAGAUUUGUGGGUGAAGUAG